UACAUAGAUAGGACUUCAAAAUCGUGUAAUAAUCUUUACAAACAGAUAGUUAUCGAUCUCAGAAAAUAGAACUCAACCGUUUAAAAAUUGAUGCCUUAUACCUCAUGAGUAUUCAAAGUUAUUUCUUCAAGAUGUCUGUGUACGGAGUGUUCGCGUUUUUAUUACUUAUGUGGUUUGUGCUACAUGAUGUGAAGACGAAAACUGUUGAAGAUGUAGGAGAUCCAGAUUCGUAUUUACAAUGGAUCUGCAAGAAAAAUGCAUGUUCAAGAGUGAUAAGAAAAACGAACACCACCGAUAAACUUCUUCCUUUGGAAACCUGUAGAAAAAUCUGCCCAGAUAUAGUCGUAUGGCCAAAACCGAAAAGCUACAAAUUCGUUUCUGAUAAAUCACAUUCAUCCUUCUACAAAUCAAACAUCCAAUUCAACUUAGUAACGCCUCCAAAAGCAAAUAAAGUAUUGAACACCUUCAUCGACAUCUUCAAAGGUUACCUCAAAGACGAUGGAAAAAAUACCAACGACAAUAUCCUGAAAGUGAACAUCAAUGUUAAAAGUGAUGAUCUGCGCUUGAAUUUAGGAACUGAUGAGAGCUACAAACUUGUAGUGACUAAAAAUCGUGCCAUCAGUGUAAACAUAAUAGCUUCCACAUUUUUCGGAGCAAGACAUGCACUUGAAUCUCUGUCUCAACUCAUUUGGUUCGACCCUAGUUCCAAAACUCAUAGGAUACUCCAUAAUCUUGAAAUCGAGGAUGCACCUUCCUUCACCUACAGAGGUGUUAUGGUAGAUACUUCCAGGAAUUUCUUCCCUAUUCCCCUACUAAAGAAAGUAGUUGAUGGUAUGUCUUACUCCAAGUUGAAUACUCUCCACCUUCAUCUAACUGACGCUGUAAGUUUCCCUAUGAAACUCAAGAACCUCGAGUGGUUGGCAGAUGGUGGAGCUUAUGACUCUAAAAUGAUAUAUACAGAAGAAGACAUUGAGGAUUUAAUGAGGUACAGCUUGGUUAGAGGUGUAAGGGUGCUUUUGGAAAUAGAUGCACCAAGUCAUGUCAGUACAGGAUGGCAUUCACACCCAGAAGAUGAAGAUCUAGUGAUAUGUGAUGAAGAUGACGUACUAAAUGGUCAUCUGAAUCCAGAUAAUCCAGAAAGUUUGGAAGUCUUACGAAAGAUUUACAACAAACUGAUAAAAUUGAUGAAGAACGAUGAUAUAUUUCACAUAGGAGGAGAUGAGGUGAAUUUGGACUGCUGGAAUAAUACAAUUGCAGCCGAAAAUGUGACUGAUAUGACUGUAUUUUGGGCUGGUUACACCAACCUUAUGUUCGAGCAGCUCAAAUUGGCGAAUGGUGAUAAAUUACCGAAGAAUAUCAUAAUGUGGUCAAGUCCUUUAACAGACUACAGGUAUACGAUAAGUGAAUUGCAACAUAAAGACCGUUUGGUCGUGCAACAUUGGUUAGGAAACACCAUGAAUAUUCUUAGUCAGGGUAUCAGGGUCAUCCACUCAAACGUUGGGUUUUGGUACCUCGACUGCGGUUUUGGACCAUGGAAACCAAGUCAAAUGAACGGUGUAUGUGAUCCUUACAGACCCUGGCAGAAAUUCUACGAGUAUAGACCAUGGGUGAAUAGCUAUGUCAGGAAUUUGACAGAAGGUGGUGAAGUUUGCCUGUGGGCUGAACAGGUGGCUGAGGAAUCUCUGGAGACCAGGAUUUGGCCCAGGACAGCUGCGUUCGCUGAGAGAGUUUGGAGUGACCCUGAUUAUGUCAAAGAGGAUGUUUAUAUGAGGUUGGAUAAUUUCAGGGAGAUUUUGAGGUUUAGGGGUUUGGAAGUUUCUGCGAUAUGGCCCAAGUGGUGCACAAUGAAUCCUGGUAAAUGUAAAUAAAGAUGUUUUGUGUUA
This is a messenger RNA of Harmonia axyridis, 1883 nucleotides long. It is a transcript of the gene Nag3, whose product is annotated as probable beta-hexosaminidase fdl. Bases 105 to 1868 code for a protein of 587 amino acids. Gene Ontology annotation, cellular component: membrane. NCBI's taxonomy places the organism in Eukaryota, Metazoa, Arthropoda, Insecta, Coleoptera, Coccinellidae. Gene Ontology annotation, molecular function: beta-N-acetylhexosaminidase activity. Gene Ontology annotation, biological process: glycosaminoglycan metabolic process; carbohydrate metabolic process; ganglioside catabolic process. The transcript has 2 exons. The record is from RefSeq and is a predicted model, not a curated record.